This is a messenger RNA of Guillardia theta CCMP2712, 1047 nucleotides long. RefSeq lists its product as hypothetical. The record is from RefSeq and is a predicted model, not a curated record. The transcript is spliced from 7 exons. Lineage: Eukaryota; Cryptophyceae; Pyrenomonadales; Geminigeraceae. Bases 1 to 1047 code for a protein of 348 amino acids.
AUGGUGCACAUCAUCCACUCGGACGACUGGUUCAAACGUACCCCCAGCAACCCUUCUAGUUCCCACACUAGCAAGAGCAAGUUUGGGGGCCUUCUCGGAGACAUAUCCCAUGCGCUUCGCAGUCUAGUCUCCAACCAGAAGUCUUCAGCACAACGGAAAGUCGACACGGUCAGCCCUCCAUGGCGGCAAGCCUACACCCCGGGCAAGCAGAGGCAGGAGGCUAGUCCCGCUGUUUCUCCUCGCAGCACAGGAGACGACCAAUGGUUGAACCGCAAUGGCCCGUGGGAUACCAACAUUCUGAUGCUGGCUAGGCGCGGGUUCUUCUACAAGGAGAGGCAAGCGGAUGGGAGGGAGGAAGCAGACCUGAAGCCGAGGAUAUCAGAUUCUUUGUUGAUGCAGAAGAUUAGCUAUCUCUCCGAUGUCCGCCACAAGCUCUCCAAGUUCGGUGCUCCUCCCCAGACCAUCGCUGAUCUGGAGCAGAACAUCCUUUCUCUUCAGAGGGUCGAGGCCUCGAUCAUACUGGUCAAUCCCGAUACAACAGACCAACGGAAUGCGUUCAGGAGCAAGCAGGCGGUUGCUUUCAGCCGUAUGGACGACAUGUCAAUCGGGUUGGGAAAGAUUGAGUACGAAAGAAACAGACCCAAUCAAAGCAGCGUGGAAGAAUCUCCUAUUCCGCGUGCUGAAGUAGAGAGAAAUGCUCUACAAGGAGCCACCUUGGGCCUGGGGAAGAUGAGCUACGAGUGUACGCUCGACGUCAAUCCGUCUCAACUCGCGGGAGAGCACAAGGCCCGGCCAGUUGAGCAUAGAGGAUAUGAAUCUUACGUCCGUGAACCCAGCACGGGCGAGGCGUCGCAGCGACAGCCUCCAACGCGUUCGCCAUUGCAACCCAAGCGCGCAGACGAUGUGCAGCACAAGAUUUCAUCGAGGCAAGGAAUGACAACCCCGAAAACAUCAGCUGCUGCGAUAUCGAAGAAGAGCGAUGGUUUUGAACAGGAGCAGAAGCCAUCAGAAUCGCACCUCACUGGCGGCAAGCGAAGAAAGAAAUGA